Molecule: messenger RNA, 168 nt
Organism: Monoraphidium neglectum
Lineage: Eukaryota; Viridiplantae; Chlorophyta; Chlorophyceae; Sphaeropleales; Selenastraceae
Exons: 1
Source: RefSeq, a predicted model, not a curated record
AUGCUCAACCACCGCCAGCAGGCCAUCGGGGCCAAGUCCCGCGCUUUCACUGCGGGCAACAAGCCGCCGGUGCCGCGGGGCCGCCGCGCCGCUGUGACGUGCCGCGCGGGCCCGCAGGACGCCGCGCGCUCGGCCGCGGCGUUCGUGGCUGCUGCGUCCCUCGUGCUG